Messenger RNA from Sceloporus undulatus (fence lizard), 3705 nucleotides. RefSeq names its product osteoclastogenesis associated transmembrane protein 1 (gene OSTM1). Bases 132 to 1064 code for a protein of 310 amino acids. The transcript has 6 exons. The record is from RefSeq and is a predicted model, not a curated record. Gene Ontology annotation, cellular component: cytosol. NCBI's taxonomy places the organism in Eukaryota, Metazoa, Chordata, Lepidosauria, Squamata, Phrynosomatidae.
CCGAACGUUGAGACAUUUCUCAAGGCCGCGCGUGACUCUGAGCGAGGAAGGGGCUCUCUUUCACUUUCGACAGCAGCAGCGGCGGCGGCGGCGUUCCAAGGGGCUUCCCUUUCUCUGCAGCAUCAGCAACAAUGUUCUCUUUCCUGCCUUUGCUGCUGCUGUUGCUGCUGCUGAGGCUCAGGCUCGGCUGGGAAGGCGGGCUGGCCCUGGCCCUGGCCCAGGAGGAGGAGGAGGAGGAAGGAGAGCCCAGGCCUUGGCUGCGGGCGGCACUAGCUCUCCCGGACCCCAUGCAGGAUUCGCACCUGGAGCCCGAGUGCCGGCAGCUCCUGGCCGGCUUCGCCAACAGCAGCGUCCGGCUCAGCGGGUGCCUGGUGCUCAAUGCGAGGCCGGUGACCCUCUGCCAAAAGUGCCACCGCCAGUUCCGGGAAGUCACCGAGCAGAUGGAGAACAUCACCCGGGGCCCUGGGAACACUACUGAGAGUAACCCCUGUGCCAAAAGUCUCUUGAUGUCUGAUAGACUACAGAUAGUUGUGGUCCUGUCCAAUUUUUUUAUAGACACAUGGAAAAAAGCAAAUUGUGCAAAUUGUUUAAAGAACAACAGUGAAGGCUUGUCAAAUAGUACAGUGACAUUCCUGGCCUUAUUCAAUGAAUCGUUGGCAUGCUUUGAACACAACCUCCAGAUGCAGGAGGACAAUCUGCUCCUAGGUAACCGCUCAGAGGUAUGCAAGAACUGCAAUGUGACUUACAAAAAAUUGAAUGACAUGUACAUCCAUAUGCAGAAGAGUGGGCAGCAAGAGGAAUCUGGAGAACAGUUCCAUUUGUGUAUUGAUGUGGAAGAUGCAAUGAACAUCACACGAAGGCUUUGGAGCACUACUUUCAAUUGUUCUGUCCCCUGUAGCGACACGGUGCCAGUGAUUGCCGUUUCUUCAUUCAUUCUCUUUCUGCCAGUUGUUUUUUACCUGAGUAGCUUCCUUCACUCAAAGCAGAAAAAGCGUAUCCUAAUGCCAUCCAAGCGGUUCCAGUCAAAUGAUAGUUCUGUGAACAUCCAAGAAAAAAACAACUGAGCCUACAGAAUGCAAACUGCUGUGGGACAUAUUUAAUUGCUCUGAAGGAGAUAAUUGCAAUUUGGCAUUGCACUGGAUUGUAAGAUGUUAAACAAGACUUGUACAGCUCUGAGACGGGUACAUACACUGAAGUGGCAAAGGUUUCUUUCACUGAUACAUUGUUUUUUGCCUUUUAUUGUGAAAGGAAAUUGAGACUGUUUCCUUCCUUCUGUACUUGUGCUUUUGUCUCACUUGCUUUUUGAUUAGUAACUAUUGAAUUAUCCCUCCUUGUUUCCAUUAUACAUUCCUAUUCUUUGCAGCCUAUGACUGGUAACAAUCUAAUUUUAACUUUCAUGUUCCCAGCCUUUAUUAUGAGUCAGCAACAUUCUAGUUUGUCUGUAAACACCCCUCCUUUUUUUAAAAAGGCAAAAUUAAAGCUACUGCCUUAAUUGCUAACAGUAUUCUGCACCUUUUGGCUAUAGAAUUUAGAUCUUGGUUCUCUAACCAGAUCAUUUGUUGCAAUUCUGCUUACCUCUCUGAAAUAGCUUCUGUAAUUUUUGGUACUUUAUUUUUUUCAGCAAAGAAGCCAGAACUACUGAUCAUUCUGUCUUGACAGAAUCUAUGUUGUGCUCUUGAUACUGCCACAGAUAGUGUUCAAUAAACAGUCAACUCUGUUACUUUGGGUUAGGACUGUAUGAAGAUUGUGUUAAUUGAAGCACUGUUACAUAAUCAUGUUCCUUUCCUCCCUUAUCCCUAAAGUACCCUUCUCCAACCUGGUGCUCUUCAGAUGUGUUGGACUAUAGGUUUAAGUCUGGUUAGUUGGCUAGGGAAUCCUGGUAAUUAUAAUACUACACAUCUAGAGAGUAUCAGGUUGGGAAAGGCUGCCCUAAAGCUACUCUUUAUAAAGUGGCUUUAUGUUUAAUGGUACAUAGUAUAAAUAUAUUUAUUAGAAUUACCACAGUAUUUUGCUAUUUUUGUAUAUAUCGCCAUGGGGAAGUUAUAGUAAAAACAAAUAACUAGACAUGAUGAAUUUUGUUUGGACUGAACUUGUUUUGGCCUAAGAUAUAACAUAUAUUUUAUGCAAAGAUGUGUUUUUUUAAACAUACUGAAAUGUUUUUGAAAAUUUCUAAGUAUGAAAAUAUUUUAUUAGCAUAGGAGGAACAUAGAUUUUUCUGUUUUAAUAAGAUAUAAAAAUAUACUUAAGAAACCUUGGGUCUCAAAUUAUGAGGGUCUUUGUUGUCCAAACCACAACACAGCAGGUGGAUUUUGGGUACAGUGUAUUAUUAUUAAUAUUUAUUUAUAGAGUGCUGUGAAGUUUACACAGCGCUUUACAUAGUAAGGGUCAAAUAAAAUGGGGGGGGGGGGGAAGAAGAGAAUAAAAACCUGCCACAUGCCAUACACUCUAAAACAACAACAUUGCAUGAUUAAAAGAUCUCUAAAAUAAUACUAAUGAGGAUACAAGUACAGUCUAUAGUCCCCAAGAGGAUGUCCCUCUGGUCAUAGGAUACUGUACACCUCCCCACUGCAGUUGGGAGAUCCAUUUAACAAUGAAAAGCUGCCAUUGUUCAGUGUCUGGAAAGGGCAAAAAGGAUGCACUGGACUGUAGGAAUCUUUGGAUCUACCUGGUCCAAAUCCCCUUGUUUCCCAUUAGGAGGGAUUUUUUAAAAAGGAAAAAAAAGUGGGAAAAUGUUUAUCGUCUUCCUUAUCUGCUCUGGCCAGCAUGAAUGAGUCAAUGCCAGUAUUCCCCUUCAGACUGCAGCCAUGGUGGAAAAAUGGGGGGGGGGGGGGGGGGGAGAGGGGAUAGUGGAAGUGCAUAUCGGACAUAUAGUUCUGUUCUUUGUAAUAAUAUUUAAACACACUUGGAAAUGUAUUCAUCAGGUAAAUUCAGACUUAAUACUACUUAACAAAUCUCCACAAAUCAGAGAGACCUAUAUUAUUAAUGGCAAAAUCUUCCAUCUAUUUCAUGGAUCAACUAUAAGUAGAAGUAAGUUGGGAUUUCACUCAUAGAAAUCAAUGGAACUGGCUUCCCACUCCAUAUUUUUAGAAUUGAGAUGAUAGACGAACAUUGUUAAAACGUUGUUAGAGGAACAUUGCUAAAAUCAAGACUAUCCUGAAUGAGUCAGUGUGAGAACUGAAAUGGGUACUACCCACUGUAAAAGCAAGGUAUUGAAGACACUGAUACUUGUGUCCAAAGAAUCAUUCCAUAUUGAAUGAUGUAGUAGACCAAGGCAGUAGCAAAUUCAGUUUGCAGGAGUAGCGGAUGCAUUUCUGAAUACACCUCUGCUUGUAAUAAGAAAUUCCUUGUUUGAAAGAAUGCAGUACAUCAAAAAGGUUUGCAUAAGACCUUUAUCACAGAUUUGCUGCCUUCUUACAUAAAAGGAGCUUUUGCUAUGGGGACACAUUUCAAAGUAAUCCUCUGAUGUAGUACAGACAUCUGUGACAUUAUUCUAUAUGAUUUUCUGGAAUGUUUCUUAUAAUCUCUGAGUAAAGGGCCUAAAUACCCUAAAGGUGCCAGAUCCCAUAUGAUUUUGGAAGCUUUGGCCGUUUACAGACCACCCCUUUGGGGUGGCCUGUACCUGCCCCUUUCCCUGAUGGAUCGGGCCUCAGCUGCCACAGCGGCAGCCCUGAGGCCCCGAUUUGCUGCUUUUCCAGGCCGCGGGGA